UUAACUCUUGUUACCGGGAUAGUUGUUUGUUUACAAACAGUCGUUGUUUCUUCCAGGCGACGGGGGAAGAAAUUCAACUUUCUAUAUUCAGCAGACAAUUGCAUAAUAGGACAGCAUCAAAAUGUCGUUGAAAACUACACAAAUGUUGAAAAUUUUCCAACCCAUCGAAGAGCAAAUAAAAAAGUUGUCUUGCUUGAUGAAUGAGACAAAGAACGAUGCGACGGAAAUGGUCACGCUUCGGAAAUUGAUAAUUGAUCAACUACACAAUUUAGCCGAAAAAUUGGAGAAUGCAUCCAAAGAAGGCUGUGACACUUAUGGAGAAAUGAAGAAAAAGGUCACAUCUAUAAUUGAAGAAUUUUGUACCAUGGAUUUCAAUAAAAACGUUGAAAAUGAAAAAAACUUUUUGGAUGAAAGCCUAUUUCAGGUGAUACUAGAAAAAUUCCUUAAAAUCCUUGAAAAUUUGGAAAAAACUGAAACUGCUCCGCUAAAACAGAAUCUACAAGAAUGUCUUGAAUAUAUUAAAGAAAUGAGUGGUAUUUGUGAAAUAGAAGAUUUACAAAAUAUCAAAGAAUUGGGACUAUCGAUAACUGAACUUUUGAGGCCUUUACAAUACUACAGAAAGAAUUUGAACUCAAAACUACUAUCUGAAAGAUUAUUACUUUAUUGCUGUCAAUUGUGUGCAUCAUUCAAAAUGUUGGUACAAGUUAUUAAAGAGCAACAUCGAUUGAAAGCUCCUAUUUAUAGUUGCAAAAAAUAUAUUUGUGAAAGAACAUGUUACUGUUUUGAAGCCAUUAUAGAUAUAAUUGAUGCUCCAAAUGCUUCUGAAGAAGAAGAGUAUUUUGAAGAAGAAAAUAAUUUUGUUCACAGGAUUGAUUUGGCACUCGAUGUCAUAGCAAAUUUACCAAAAAAGUCCCAAGAACAAAAAGUACAAGAAUGUGAAGAUUUAUGGUUUAACAUUGAGGAAAUUUUUGCCCAUGCAAUGUCUAUAGCUCAAGUUUGUCAGCCAUAUAACUUUAAAGCUAUCAGUGGUUCUCUUCAGUCAAUUUUGACAGAAUUUGAUAAUUUAAAAAAUCAAUUGAAAGCUGUAGUUCCUGAUCUAACAAUGAAUAAUUUUUUUAUGAAUACAUUAACAGAUGCUAUAUACAGAUUGGAACGUAAAAUUAAUAUUGCAGUACUUACACUGGUCAUGGAAGUUUUUAGUGAUAUAGUCGGUCCAUUAAAAAAAUUAGUCAAUUUAUGUGGAAUAGCUAUAAAUGUGAAUAAUAGGACUAAGAAUGAUUUAGAUUCAGCCAUAGAAGAAUUUGAUCAGUGGACAGAUAAAUGUGUACAAAUAGGAAAAUUUGCCAUAUCUUGUUGCAGAGAUAAAAAUAGAGUGCAAAAAAUAAAAAACUGUUUAGCAAGCUUUGAAUCAUUAGAAACGGAAGUCAUACCAUCAAUCACAUCAUUUUACUUGCAUCCUAACAACAUUGAAAUGAGACAAAGUGUUAAAUUAUUAACCACUGAAUGGCAGUCAGUUACAAAUGAAUUUCAACACACUGUAAAUUUAAUUAUAGAUCCAGCGGUAUUUUGUGAGAUUGUUUAUGAUGAUUUGCAAGAGCGAGUCCAUAAAAUGACUGAAAAUUUAGAUAAAAAACAAAACAUCACUUCAACAGAAGUUGGAGUUAUUAUUCAACGAGCUACAUCAUUGUCUCGUCAAAUAAUUGCAACCAUUGAAGAUAUUGGACCUCAAACAAUUGACAAACAUGCAAAUAUGACGAUUCGUGAAUUUAAAGCUGCUAUAUAUGAAGUAGAUGCGGCGUCAAAAAAAUUUUUAGGGAAUGAAGCUACUUCAGCAGAGCAAUUACGCGUAAUUAAUCGAUGUGAAAUAAUGCUCAAAGUUAUCAAACGGCUUUUUCCAGUGCUUUCUAAUAUUGUUAAAAACUCGGUUGCAUUACUUGCAAGUUCAAUGCAUACAAUUUGUAGUUAUAAGUCUAUGAAAGGCCAAGGAGAUUCGAUUUGUAGAAGUACAAUGAAUUUUCCAUCCAGUAUUCAUCAAUUACCUUUUGAUCAGAAGUCAUCUGUCUACAUUCCAACUCCUUAUUCUGUCAAAAACUGUAAACAGCCCCUCACAAUUCAACCAGCUGAUGCUGUACCUAGAAAUGAAUCAGACGUAUCAGUAUUAUUACCUUAUAUUAAAAAAGGACAAGCUAUGCGUAAUGAAUGGUCUUUAAUGUACAAAACUCCACGGACCCCAUUUACAGACUGCAAAUCAGAUAAUGUUAUUAAAAACCGAUUAAAAACUAAGAAUCUAGCUAGUAUUAGACAACAUUUAUUUAGCAGAGACACUUUUCUUGAAGAGACUGAAUUAAACUCAUCCAAUGAAAGCCUGGAUUUGACAAAUAUAUUAGAAAAUAUAAGUAGACUUUCUGAUACAUUGAGUUCUGAAAUUAAAAAAAGUAGCCCUAACACUUUUGAAAGAUCUCAAUUUAUACCAUCCUCUAUGAAAAGAGUAAAAAAUUUCAACAAAUCAUGCCUUGAUAAAGUUACUAGAAGAUUGUCAGAAUGUUCAGUUACAGGUGGAGGAGAUGCUCCUAUGUCUGUAGGAAAUUUAGAUAGAAGCAAAUAUUUUAGAAAGAAAUUUCCAUAAAUCAAAAAAUUUAUAUUAUGCACAGUAUUGAAAUUAAUAUAAUUAAUCAACCAAUAUUCGAUUUUUUAAAACUGGUCAUUAAUUGUAAGCCAGUGAAAUAAGUUUGAUCUAUUUUUCUAUCAUUUUAGAUAAUAUUUUGAAUUACUUAUGAUGUUGCAGUUAAUUUAUAUUUUAA
This is a messenger RNA of Trichogramma pretiosum, 2801 nucleotides long. RefSeq lists its product as uncharacterized. The transcript is spliced from 11 exons. Lineage: Eukaryota; Metazoa; Arthropoda; Insecta; Hymenoptera; Trichogrammatidae. Gene Ontology annotation, biological process: cell-cell adhesion; cellularization; cell migration. Gene Ontology annotation, molecular function: actin filament binding; beta-catenin binding. Bases 122 to 2626 code for a protein of 834 amino acids. The record is from RefSeq and is a predicted model, not a curated record. Gene Ontology annotation, cellular component: adherens junction; cytoplasm; catenin complex.